Molecule: messenger RNA, 2824 nt
Organism: Nannospalax galili (Upper Galilee mountains blind mole rat)
Lineage: Eukaryota; Metazoa; Chordata; Mammalia; Rodentia; Spalacidae
Gene: Pomgnt2
Product: protein O-linked mannose N-acetylglucosaminyltransferase 2 (beta 1,4-)
Exons: 4
Coding region: 626-2368 (580 amino acids)
Biological process (GO): protein O-linked glycosylation via mannose
Cellular component (GO): endoplasmic reticulum
Molecular function (GO): protein binding; protein O-acetylglucosaminyltransferase activity
Source: RefSeq, a predicted model, not a curated record
AGGCCGAGACCUGCGCACGCGCCACGGUUCCCGAGUUGAGCUGGCCAGCAGGCAGGCGCACAGCAGACACCUGCGAACCCAGGCGUCGGGCACUUCUGGAGGGACGGCGAGGGGUCCAAGGGACUGCUGGGCCCGCGGGCUGGGAGAUGGGAUGUAGAACCCAGCUUCAGCUUUACCUUAAGAACUUGGAACAUUAUGUUCUUUGUCCCAUGUGUGAGCCUUACAGCAAAUUCACGUCCUUCGUUUCCCAUCUGUGUCCCUGUGUGUGACCACAGUAAUGCUGCUCUGUGACGCCAAAGAGGACCACCAAGGCAAUUAGCUUCCUCGUGACCUAGUCAUACCAAGCAGAAAGUGGAUGCCAGACAGUGUGGUGAGCAGAGCUCUGUAUAACUGGGGAGCAGAACCCCAGACUUCCUCUAGGAGACAUAACUGAAUGAAAUGGCUGUACAUCAGAAAAUGGUUGGGUGUCAGCAUCUGCAAGUUUCAACUAAUGGAUCAUUGCUGACCUCCAUAUUGCUUCCAGCUUUUUCUGGUCCUCUAGCACAUGUAGGGAUGGGUGAAGGCCACCUGGCCUGUGGCACUGCCCAGCAGCCAUCAUCUCACUAGGGCCCCUGGUGGUGAUAGGAUGCACCUUUCAGCUGUGUUCAGUGCUCUCCUGGUGUCUGUGCUGGCUGCUGUCCUGUGGAAGUACGUGCGGCUGCGGGAACAUGUGGCCACCCUGGAGGAGGAGCUGGCCCACAGGCAGAAGUCCCUGGAUCCAGUCCAAGGGCUGAGGAUCGACUACCCAAAGGCCCUGCAGGCCCUCAUGGAGGGUGGUACCCACAUGGUGUGCACGGGCCGCACACACACAGACCGCAUCUGCCGCUUCAAGUGGCUCUGCUACUCCAACGAGGCCGAGGAGUUUAUUUUCUUCCAUGGCAACUCAUCCGUCAUGUUGCCCAACCUGGGUUCCCGGCGCUUCCAGCCAGCCCUGCUUGACCUGUCCACAGUGGAGGACCACAAUACCCAGUACUUCAAUUUUGUGGAGCUGCCCGCUGCAGCCCUGCGCUUCAUGCCCAAGCCAGUGUUUGUGCCUGAUGUGGCCCUCAUCUCCAACCGCUUCAACCCCGACAACCUCAUGCAUGUCUUCCAUGACGACUUACUCCCGCUCUUCUACACACUUCGGCAAUUCCCUGGCCUGGCCCAGGAGGCCCGGCUCUUCUUCAUGGAGGGCUGGGGCGAGGGUGCACACUUUGAUCUGUACAAGCUUCUUAGCCCCAAGCAGCCACUGCUACGGGCACAGCUGAAGACACUGGGCAGGCUUCUCUGCUUCUCCCAUGCUUUUGUGGGUCUGUCCAAGGUCACCACCUGGUACCAGUAUGGCUUUGUCCAGCCCCAGGGCCCAAAGGCCAACAUCCUUGUCUCCGGCAACGAGAUCCGGCAGUUCACCCGCUUCAUGACAGAACAGCUGAAUGUGAGCCAUGCUGGGGCACCCCUAGGUGAGGAAUAUAUUCUGGUCUUCAGCCGCACUCAGAACAGACUCAUCCUGAAUGAGGCAGAGCUGCUGCUGGAGCUUGCCCAGGAGUUCCAGAUGAAGACCGUGACUGUGUCCCUGGAGGACCACAGCUUUGCCGAUGUCGUGCGGCUGGUCAGCAAUGCCUCCAUGUUGGUCAGUAUGCACGGGGCCCAGCUUGUCACUGCCCUCUUCCUGCCUCGUGGAGCUACCGUGGUUGAGCUCUUCCCCUAUGCUGUCAAUCCUGACCACUACACCCCCUAUAAGACUCUGGCCAUGCUGCCGGGCAUGGACCUGCAGUAUGUAGCCUGGCGGAACAUGAUACGAGAGAACACAGUCACACACCCAGAGCGGCCCUGGGACCACGGGGGCAUCACCCACUUGGAUCGAGCUGAGCAGGCCCGUAUCCUGCAGAGCCGUGAGGUCCCAAGACAUCUCUGUUGCCGGAACCCUGAGUGGCUCUUCCGAAUCUACCAGGACACCAGGGUGGACAUCCCAUCCCUCAUGCAGUCCAUUCGGCAUGUGGUGAAAGGUCAGCCAGGGCCUCGGAAGCAGAGAUGGACAGUCAGCCUGUACCCUGGCAAGGUACGGGAGGCACGAUGCCAGGCAUCAGUGCAGGGUGCCACUGAGGCCCACCUCACAGUAUCUUGGCAGAUCCCAUGGAACCUCAAGUACCUGAAGGUGAGGGAGGUGAAGUACGAGGUGUGGCUGCAGGAGCAGGGGGAGCACACCUACGUGCCUUACAUGCUGACCCUGCAGAACCACACCUUCACUGAGAACAUCAAGCCUUUCACCACCUACCUGGUGUGGGUCCGCUGCAUCUUCAAUAAGAGCCUCCUGGGACCUUUUGCAGAUGUGCUGGCGUGCAGCACGUAGCCAGCAGGCCCUGGCCAGGCCUUGGGAGGAGGCUUUUACAGAUCGGCAUUCCUGGGCCCGCUAUCCUGCUGGCAGCUCUGGUGUUUACUUAUCUAUUUAUUGAGUAGGCCUGGGCUGGGCCUGCUACCUGUGUCUUCUUACUGCCUCUAGGGUGUGUUCACAGAACUCUUUGCCUAAAGAGAUGGUGCCGGUCCCCUUCUGCCACCCUGAGCUCCCUGCCUGGGAGGAAUUCCUUAAUGAGGAGGGCGAUGGGGAGAGCAGGACAGUCAGAUCCCAGGGGGCUAUCUCACUAGGUGAUCUCACUCUUGCCUACCAUUGCCUUUGCACCAGUAUCCAGACUUCUGGAUACAGAGUGAUCAUGUGGUUGGCAGGCUGGGUGGUUCAUCUCUGAGUGGCACCUGUAGCCAAGUGAAUGGUGUAUUUGGAACAGUCAUUAAAAGGUUAUGAACAUCUUGA